Molecule: messenger RNA, 1401 nt
Organism: Fragaria vesca subsp. vesca
Lineage: Eukaryota; Viridiplantae; Streptophyta; Magnoliopsida; Rosales; Rosaceae
Exons: 1
Coding region: 1-1401 (466 amino acids)
Molecular function (GO): protein binding
Source: RefSeq, a predicted model, not a curated record
AUGGAGGUAAUUACUGAGACUCUAGUCAUUGGCGGUUGCUUAGUGUUUGGUGGUGUGGUGAUUAAAAGACUACUCCAUCGCAAACCCAGCUGGGAGACAUUACCUGAUGAUAUCAUGGGGAUGAUUGUGUCUCACCUGAGCGUGCGUGAUCGUAUACGAUUAAGCAUUGUUUGCAAGCCUUGGAGCUCAGUUUCUACGCGACCAUACAUCCCUAGUGCUCCUCAACUCCCCUGGUUAUUACUCCCUCAAUCUUCCCCUAACCACUUGAGCUAUUUCGAGCUUUCUGAAGGCAAAAUUGACCGGUUGGAGCUGCCUGAACCGGUUCAAGGAGGGUGGUUUCAUGGAUCAUCCAAAGGUUGGAUGAUCAUGAUCAUGGAAAAGGAUCUGGAUUCUACUAUGUUUCUUGUGAAUCCAAUAUCAGGAGUCCAGCACCAACUUCCACCUUUGAGCACGACGCCAUCUUUCCACAGUUUUGUAGAAACAAACACAUGGAAACGCUACGGUGCUUCUGCUUUCUGCUAUAGCGUUGUGCUAUCUACCUCAGAUAUCACUUCAGAUCAGUUUAUGGUUGCAGCAGCUUUUGGAGACACUGGUAGACUGUGUUUGUAUAAACCGGGAGACAGAAAGUGGACUAUCUUGGAGGUGUUAGAUGCAAACGAGUGGAUUACAGAUUUAUUGUUCUCUUCUGGCAAGCUAUACGCAUCGGUUAUUAGUCAUAAUAAGAAUGGUGUCACUUCAGGUCCUCGCAACUUGAAAUUUGGAGAUCAUGCAGUCGAACUGAAUCUGGUUUAUGACGAAGUACCAACAAACGAUGACAGCUUUGAAGAAUAUGAUGACUAUCUAGUCCACUUAAAAGGGACAGUAAACUCACAUUUGGUAGAGUCAACUACCAAUGAUGAAAUAUUGUUGGUCCAUCAAGUUCAAGACAAAUUUGCAAAAUGGUACGACAACAACCAUGAGGACGAUAACCAUGAAGGUGCUAACGAGGAAGACAACAUGGAAGGUAAUCAGGAUGGAGGUGAAGAGGUGAAUGAUUUUGGCUCAAAAAUCGAUACUGUUGUUGAAGAUGAUCGUGACCGUUUUUAUUUGAGGACAAGUGAUUUUAAUGUAUACAAGCUUCACCCCAAGAAGAAUAAGAUUGCUGAUGCAAAAGGCUUGGGGGAUCAACUGUUGUUCUUGUCAACUGCAGGUGCAUUGUCCCUUCCUGCAACAGAUAUCAACAACCUAAAAGGAAAUUGCAUUUACUUUGCAACUAAUAAUACCUUGAGGUUACAUCCGCGAACAUUUACAAGUCGAGAGAUUGGUGUAUUCAGCUUUGAUGGGAGGAAAAUUAAGCGUUCUUUCCCUAGCGUUCAUGUGUCAGUCCGAUCUCGACUCAGUUGGUUUACUCCAAAUUUAUAG